AAAAAAUGGUUAUAGACCGGGGUCGCUCCAAAAACCCCUGUUUCACAGUCUCAGUUAACACAGUUCUGUAUUUGAGAGAGAGGGGAUGAAGUGUUUGUCUUUGAUCAGUUUGGUUCGCUAUUUGGGUCAUCGUCGAAGCUCCUCUAGGUUUUUAAUUUCACUCUUCUCCACCGAAACCCUAACCUCAUCAUCAUCAUCAUCAUCAUCAUCAUCAUCAUCAUCAUCAUCUUCUUCUUCUUCUUCUUCUUCUUCUUCUUCAGUCGAUUCACUGUAUAAUCGACUUGUACCCUUCCGAGACCCCAAAAUCUCCAUCGUUCCAGUGCUCAAUGCAUGGGCUGAAGAAGGUAGACCCGUUACCAAACAAGAGCUCCAAUCACUCCUUCACCUCAUGAAGAAUUUCAACAGAUUCAAACACGCUUUAGAGAUGUCUCGGUGGAUGUCUGAUCGGCAGUAUUACAAAUUAUCACCAACUGAUGUUGCAGUUAGGUUGGAGCUAAUAUCCAGAGUUUGUGGAUUAGAGCGUGCAGAAAUUUUCUUUAAUAGUAUUUCAACUAACUUGAAAUCAUUCCAUGCAUAUGGUGCUCUUCUCCGUGUAUAUGUUCGAGAGAAAUAUGUGGUGAAAGCUGAAGCCAUAAUGCAGAAAAUGCGAGAAAUGGGUAUGGCUACAACAUCUUUUCCUUACAACAUGAUGAUCAGCCUUUACUCUAAGAUUGGAGAACACAGCAAGAUACACAUGUUGAUACAAGAAAUGGAAAAUCUGGAAAUCCCUUUGGAUAUGUUCACAUUGAAAACCCAAGUAAGUGCUUAUGCAAUGGCAUCUGACAUUUCUAGGAUGGAGAAGAUCCUGAAUCAUAUCGAGGAGGAUCCCUAUUGUAUUGCUGAUUGGGAGGUGUAUUCAGUUGCAGCUAAUGGAUAUCUGAAAGUUGGGUUAAUUGAAAAGGCUUUAACAGUUCUGAAGAAAAUGGAGGGGACAAUGCCUGUUGGUAGAAAAUUGGCUUUUCAGCAUCUUGUUUCUCUCUAUUCCAGCACUGGCCUUAAGGACGAGGUUUACAGAGUUUGGAAUAUACACAGGCCAUUAAAUGAAGUGCAUAAUCCAUCAUAUUCUGUAAUGAUUUCAUCUCUCGCAAAGCUUGAUGAUAUUGAGGGGGCCGAGAAAAUUUUUCAGGAGUGGGAGACCAUAUGCACGUUUUAUGAUUUUCGGGUACUAAAUCGGCUACUUGUUGCAUAUUGCAGGAAAGGACUUUUUGACAAGGCAGAAUUAGCCAUAAGCAAGGCUAUUGAAGGAAGAAGGCCUUUUGCAAGUUCUUGGAUCAUAUUAGCUGUGGGAUAUAUGCAAAACAAGCAAAUGGACAAGGCGGUGGAAAUGCUUAAGAAGGCAUUGUUGGUUGGAAGGACGACGGGAUGGAGACCAAAUCCCAGUACUUUGGAUGCAUUCCUUGAGUAUUUGGAAGGACAAGGGGAUGUGGAAGUGAUGGAGGAAAUCAUAAUGUUACUCGAGGACCCGGGUGCUUUGACCAAGGAUAGUUACAACAGAUUGCUGAGGACUAGUGUCGCAACAGGAAGAUCAAUCUCAUCAGGGGUUCUUGAUCAAAUGAAAAUGAAAGGUUUUACCACUGAUGAAGUAACUCAAUAGUAGUUUGUGAACUGAACCUUCUUCGACUGAAGAAUAUGAAUAUGUGAUCUCACAUUAACUUGAAGAUGGGAACUUUGCUGUGUCGUCUUAGAACAUGCCAGAGUAGUCUCACUGAUUAGUAAGCUGACAUACUCAAUUUUGCUGCGGAGAAUCGGAUUUUGAUUUCAUCUGGAGAAUAUUCUUUUAUUAAUGCCCUUUUAACUUUCUGAAGAGCUAAGGAUGUGUCCCAUUAGAAGAAUUCAGGACUCUAAAGUUGUGUUUUCAGUUCUAGCUUGUACCUUCGUCAUUAUAGUGGCUUCAGUUUAAAUUACUUGUAAGCUAAGAGAAGAUGCUUCUGAUGAUUACUUAUUUCCUAAUCGAACAUCAUUUGGGUGUGUUUAUGCACUAUGUCAAAAAUUAGGUGUGUUUUCAA
This is a messenger RNA of Camellia sinensis, 2045 nucleotides long. The record is from RefSeq and is a predicted model, not a curated record. Lineage: Eukaryota; Viridiplantae; Streptophyta; Magnoliopsida; Ericales; Theaceae.